Molecule: messenger RNA, 3640 nt
Organism: Heterotrigona itama
Lineage: Eukaryota; Metazoa; Arthropoda; Insecta; Hymenoptera; Apidae
Source: the annotation of a GenBank genome assembly
CACGAAUACAGCAAACUUUCAAGUAAGACCGAUAUUUCUUGUAAUACUCUUUUAAAUUUUAUUAUAACAUACUUGCUCCAACAAAAUGAAAACACGAAUAUAUUAGUGGGGAAAAAAAAAAUGUAAAAAGUACAAGCGAAGAAAUCGCGGAAAACUCAUACAAUAUAUUAAUAGAUACGUAUAAUUCGUGCUAUAAAUGUUCCUUAAUUGAAUGAAAGAAUUUCAAAAAAAUUACUAUAAAUCGAAUGAUAAUUAAAUAAUAAAAAGAAAAAACAAUCAUACGAAGCGGUAUUUUAUUUUGUUUAUGUUUAAAUAUCGGAUGAAUAUGAGAAUUCAAAUAACCGAAUGGACGUUUCGUUGUGUGAACAGCUCGCAUAAGGCUAUCGCUACAAUGGCAUAUACACACAUCACGAGUUGAAUUGCUUGUAAACCAGUUGGCUGACACUGUUCAUUCGACCAGUAUCGGUCUUGCAGUAAAUCUGUGAUUGAUCGUAUCAGUUUAUAUCUUUUUCCUUUAGAUCUUAAUUCACGCAGUGUACAGUCGUUAAAAAUAAUACAGUAAUUUCUCUUGUGAUUGUAGAUCUUUCUAUAGAAUCAUGUCGACGGAUGUACAAGGAGUUAUGUUAUCUGGUACAGAAUUGGCAAAGGAAAUUCGCGACAAACUGCAUAAAGAUGUGAAAACAUUGAAUGAAAAAUUACCAAAUUAUGUACCUGGUUUAGCGAUCGUUCAAGUAGGGAACCGAGAAGAUUCAAAUGUUUAUAUAAGAAUGAAAAUAAAAGCGGCAAGUGACAUUGGGAUUUUCGUAGAUCACGUCAAAUUAUCAAAUACCAUCACAGAAAUAGAAUUGAUAAACAAGCUAAACAAAUUGAACAAUGAUCCAAGCAUACACGGAAUCAUUGUACAAAUGCCGCUUGAUAGUAUUAAUAAAAUUAACUCUCAUUUGAUUACCGAUUUAGUAUCACCCGAAAAGGAUGUAGAUGGGAGCGGUGUACCGAUCGCUGGUGCUCAAGCUGUAGUUUUAGGUCGAAGUAAAAUCGUCGGUACACCUAUAUCUGAACUAUUAAAAUGGCAUAACGCAACUGUAACAGUAUGUCAUUCAAAAACGCGGAAUCUUCCACAAGUUGUCUCACAAGCUGACAUCUUAGUGGUUGGUAUUGGUCAACCCCAGAUGGUUAAAGGAAGCUGGAUUAAACCGGGGGCAGUUGUAAUCGACUGUGGAAUCAAUUCCAUUCCAGAUCCAACGAAGAAAAACGGACAACGUUUGGUCGGUGAUGUAGAAUAUUCUGAAGCUAUAAAAGUAGCUUCAUAUAUCACGCCUGUACCUGGAGGUGUUGGUCCAAUGACCGUAGCUAUGUUAAUGAAAAACACGGUAAUAUCCGCACAAAAAGCAGCAGAAAAAAUAUUAAACCCAAAAUGGAACUUGAGAGUUUUGAAGAUCAAUCCUCAAAAGCCGGUAGCUAACGAUAUAACAAUCUCAAGGAGUCAAGAAUCCAAAUUGAUCACGAGUUUAGCCGAAGAAAUUGGUUUGCUGCCUAAUGAAAUUAGUCCUUAUGGAAGUAAAAAGGCAAAGAUCAGCUUGAAUGUUCUAAAACGAUUGAAAAAUCAACCAAAUGGAAAACUCGUAGUAGUUGCUGGUAUCACACCAACUCCAUUCGGUGAAGGCAAAAGUACAACAUCGUUAGGUUUGGUGCAAGCGUUAACAGCGCAUAGAGGAAAAAAUUCAUUCGUAACUUUGAGGCAACCUAGUCAAGGACCUACUUUCGGAGUUAAAGGUGGAGCUGCUGGUGGAGGGUAUUCGCAGGUUAUUCCUAUGGAAGAAUUCAAUUUGCAUUUAACCGGUGAUAUCCAUGCCGUAAGCGCAGCCAAUAAUCUGUUAGCAGCACAAAUUGAUACUCGAUAUUUCCACGAAUGUACUCAAAGUGAUCAGGCCCUUUACGAUCGUCUUGUACCAACCAUCAAAAAUGAGAGAAAAUUUUCGAAAAUACAAUUGAGACGUUUAGAAAAAUUAGGUAUUGCAAAGACUGAUCCAAAUAGUUUAACGGAAGAAGAAAAACGGAGAUUCGCAAGAUUAGAUAUUGAUCCAGAAAACAUUACUUGGACUCGAGUGGUUGAUAUAAACGAUCGAUAUUUGCGAAAGAUUACCAUUGGUCAAAAUCCAACUGAGAAAGGUAAAACGCGAGAAACAUCAUUUCGUAUUUCUGUUGGUUCAGAAAUAAUGGCAAUACUUGCAUUGUCGACUAGUGUCGACGAUAUGAAGCGAAGACUCGGCAACAUAGUAGUUGCUUUUAACAGAAAUGGUGAACCCUUAACUGCUGAAGAUUUCGGUAUGACCGGAGCAAUGGCAAUUUUAUUGAAAGACGCUAUUGAGCCAACAUUGAUGCAAUCAUUGGAAGGAACACCCGUCAUGAUUCAUGCUGGACCAUUUGCAAAUAUUGCUCACGGUUGUUCUUCGAUUAUAGCAGACGCUAUUGCAUUAAAAUUAGUUGGACCAGAAGGUAUCGUAGUAACUGAAGCUGGAUUUGGUUCUGAUAUCGGCAUGGAAAAAUUCUUUAACAUUAAAUGUCGAACAUCUGGCCAUGUGCCAAACGCUGUUGUACUCGUUGCAACUGUUAGAGCAUUGAAGAUGCAUGGUGGGGGACCUCCAGUAACAACUGGUGCACCAUUGAAGAAAGAAUAUCUCGAAGAAAAUCUCAAUUUAGUUAAAAAAGGUCUUCCAAAUCUUCAGAAACACAUUAGUAAUGGAACAAAGUUUGGCAUUCCAGUUAUUGUUGCCAUUAAUACACACAGCACUGAUACUCAAGCUGAAUUAGAAUUACUGAAACAAGCAGCAAUAGAAAGUGGUGCAACUGAUGCAAUUAUAUGUAAUCAUUGGGCGGAGGGUGGUGCUGGCGCCAUAGAACUUGCUGAUGCAGUCAUAGCUGCUACAAAUAAAAUUAGUAAUUUCAGAUUAUUGUAUGAUCUUAAUGUUGGUAUCGAAGAAAAAAUAGAUACCAUUGCCAAAGAAAUGUAUGGAGCUGGAAAAGUUGUACUUACAGACAAGAUUCAAGAGAAAAUCAAAAAGUACAACCAACUAGGCUAUGAUAAACUACCACUUUGCAUGGCAAAAACAUCAAACUCCCUAACAGGUGAUCCAUCAAUUAAAGGUGCACCUACAGGUUUCACGCUCAAAAUUACUGAUAUAUUUGUAUCAGUAGGAGCAGGCUUUAUAGUACCUAUGGUAGGAGAGCCAAGUCAUGUUCUGUUAUUUUCUCUAGAACUUCAGCAGCUGUAGGUUCUUCUGAACAUCUAAAACCAUCCAUUCUCAUAUCUAAAGGACCAUUUUUUGACAAAGAAAAUCCUCUUUCAGCAACAUCAAAUUGCAUGGAUGAACAACCAAAGUCAAACAAGAAGCCAUCUAUGCUAUUUACAUUUACUUUAUAUGUACAAAGCAGUUCUGGCAAUUCAGAAAAUCUACCCAGUAAAGGUAUUACUUGUCCAGGAUAUUUUUCUGACAAAAUUUGUGCAUGCUGGUGUGCAAUAGGAUCUCUAUCCAAGGCAAAUAUUUUGACAUCAGACGAAGAUUCCAAGAUUCUCUUAGAGUGUCCACCAGCCCCAAAUGUCAUAUCCACAAAAACUUUUCCCGGAGAUGGCUUCAAAUAA